Messenger RNA from Notodromas monacha, 1468 nucleotides. NCBI's taxonomy places the organism in Eukaryota, Metazoa, Arthropoda, Ostracoda, Podocopida, Cyprididae. The record is from the annotation of a GenBank genome assembly.
GUUCUGCACAAAGAGUUUAUUCCCAACUAGUGACCAGAGAAACUUGAUGAGCACUUAACCCUCUAACAUAUAUUUUUGCAUUAUCUAUAACAAUAUACCAGUCAUGAAAAGAAUACUUUCUAAGGCCAAAAACAAAUUCAAACCAAAGCCCACAAAUACAAGACUCAGCAGAACACCUUCAAGACAACUCAUGGAAGCUCUGGUCACUGCUUGUACAAGCAGUGAACAACAUUCUCCAGUGACAAUGAAUGACAUCAAAUACUCGCACACAGAUGACAGCAAAGAUUCCACGACACUAACUUUCACUAGCCAGAAACAAUCACUAUACACAGCUGGGAAUGGAGAAUCUGAGGAUGAUGAGCAACUUGAUGAUGAGUCUGCGGAGAAUGAAGAUGAAAUUCAUCAUUCCUCCAAUAAGGCUUCAAAACAUGUGGAAUACAUGGAUGAAAAAACUGAAAAAUCUUGGAAAUCCAACAGAAAUGCACCAAGGAUAUCCAUGCAGGACUUCCAGCACUCCAUAGGACCCACUUUGUUGAAUCAAAGUGACAGUGAUGAUGAAAAUUCCCUGCUUGAUGAUGAUGAUGAUGAUGUCAGUCCAGAAACCCUGGCCUCAAACAAAGAACUGAAAACCAGAGCAUCCUUCAGGAAGCCCAAUAAAGAUUCCAGUCCCCUGGCUAGAGCACUGAAAAUGUCCAUCACUACUGAAUUUGAUGAAGCAGCAGAAGAACAGAACCAUACAGAUGAGCCCACAUCAUACAACAUGGUUGAAACAACUAAUGAAAAUAAUUCUGGGAAACUUGAGGAACUUGAAAUGCUCAGGGCCAGACUCUACAGACUCAGGAAGAGGUUGGAUGAGGCAGAUUACACAGGAUCCCACAAUCAGGGCCAUCAAACAAUAAUUGGGAUUGAACAAGAUGAGAGCUGGGCAGCUUCUUUGGAAUCAGUUUACUUGGAUGCCAGCAGCAAAUGGGCAAAUUUGACACUGAAUUGGCACAGAACUGGGAAACUGAUCUGCUUGGGAUUUCUCAUCUUUGGUCUGUUUUGCUUCCUGUUCAUGUUGUUGAUUACAUUCUGGAGACAAUCCAAGUUUGUGUACACACAUCAGAUGCAUCCUGAAGAAUUUUUCCAACCAGAGAUGAUAACAAAUACAACAAAUCCAGAAACAACCCUCACAGAAUUCCCACUGGUGGAAGCCACUGAUGAAGCGGAAGUACUUCCGGAAUCUAUUCAUCAUCCCGUUCCGGUUUUCAAACCUGGAACGCAAACAAAUUCUGCUGAGGAAAUCCAAAAGACGAAUGAUUUCAUGUUUCAACUGGAACAGAAGUUUUCAAGGAGGCCACUGAAGUCAGAAAAGAAUAUCGUCAAAAUCCGAGAAAACCUUGAAAAUGAAAACUUUAAUCCUUAUCCUCGAUGUGGCCUAAAUAUAUUUGCUAUGAACGCGGAUGCUCCAGCAUUAGCAGAGUCUUGA